Aspergillus ochraceoroseus IBT 24754 is the source of this 570-nucleotide messenger RNA. RefSeq lists its product as uncharacterized. The transcript has 2 exons. NCBI's taxonomy places the organism in Eukaryota, Fungi, Ascomycota, Eurotiomycetes, Eurotiales, Aspergillaceae. The record is from RefSeq and is a predicted model, not a curated record. Bases 1 to 570 code for a protein of 189 amino acids.
AUGGGUCCACAUCGCCUUACAAGACACCCCAGAGAGUGUGGAUAUUUUGGGGUAGAUAUAUCUGCCCAGUUUCUAGAUGACAAUGGUACGAUGGAUGCCAAGAUCGGUAAAAGGUACUUUGGCGAGAUUGUGGCGGGUAGCAGCUGGAAAGUUCGACGAUAUCAAUAUGCACCGGUAGAGGCGCAGACUGCGUCCAUAGUUACCUCCCGCAAAAGUGUGUCAGAUCAGGGCAGACGAUCGAUUUACGAUGUCAACUCUGCCAGAGAUUGGUCAAGUUCGGGAUCAAAGAACGAUAAGAACUGCUCCGUAGUGAUGCACCGAAUCCGCCCGGUGACAGGCAUAGUUGAUUGUUGCCUUGUGGAAAGCAGUCUGAUAUUCGUCAAUAAUCCUAGUUCGACUUUAAAUAUUGCGAUACUGACGUUUCGAUCUGCGCGAAAUUCGGCUAAUAAUUCUGGGAUAGCCUCUGUUGGUUUAUUUCGAACCCCUCAUCGAUGUGAGACCCCGUGGUAUCUCUUGUCCACCUAUGAAGGUUACUCUUCGAACGGCACAUCCUACGACAUCGACUCGUGA